AUGAGUUCCCAGCGAGCGAAACUUAUAUUAAAGUUAGCAAAAACCAAAGCAAGAGUAGAGAAGAAAGAGAAUGGUGCGCAGGAUAGUUGGAAAAUUUCGCAGCAUAAUAAUAUUGGCAAUACCAGCAGUACUGCAGAGGAAGCUGUUAAUAGCGUCACGGUCAAUAAAGAGUCCCUAAACAUGAUUGAAAGUAAUAAUAUCCGCAAUAGUUUAAAAGAAGCCAAAAAUGCAACCGAAGAUAAGAAUAAUAUAGAGUCUGUAAAUCAGAUCGAUCUGCCAAGCCAAAACGUUAUCUCCCAAACGACAAUCAUUCCUGGUAUCAUCUUUGAUGAGAGUUCAGAAGAUAUUGGAGGUGUUACAUUAAUAAAUAGAACUCGAUCUCAGGGCUUACUUAGAGCGGAUGAAUAUGAAGAAUUCCCUAGCAGUAAUGGUCCUAGCAGUGAGCUAAUAGAAGAAGAAGCCACUUCUUCUAAAGUAUUUUCUGUUGAACCUGCAAUUCAAACAGAUAACAAUUCAAGUAGUAGGUCCUCAAGUGAUUCGGACCCAACCAGUUCUGAAGAAGAACCUUUUGGUUCUGGUGCUUCAGAAGAAGAUCCUGAUUUUGAACCAGAAAACAUAUUGUCUUCCAGUGAAUCCGAAGUAGAUGGUAUACCUCAAAAUGUAGCUUUACCAAUACGUCGUUCAGUGCACUAUCCUUCUGAAACAGAGAAGCAAACUAAAAAGCGAAAAAGAGUCCCAGAUGAAUGGCAAAAGAAUAAAGCGAAACGUCUUAGAAACACAGGUAAAAGUUAUGAAUCCAUUAGAAAAAUCAAGAAAAGUGAUGGAAGUAUCGAACGGAUGAAAGUAAAGCGAGAAGAAAGAAAGAUGUCCGCGCCCUGUGGGAAAAAAUGCCGCUUAAAGUGUUCCACCAAAAUCUCACAAGAUCAGAGGCAAAAAAUUUUUGAAGAAUAUUGGCAAUUAGGAGAUGUCCUGCAACAACGUGGAUUUAUAGCAGGCCGAAUGCUUACUAUUAAGCCAAAAUAUAGAUGUCAGAAAGGCGAAAAUAGUAGACGUCUAAAUUCUAGUUUCUUCUUCGACCUUGAUGGACAAAAUAUUCGAAUCUGCAAACAAUUUUUUAUGUCCACGUUAGGUAUUAGCAGUAGAGUUAUUCGAACGGUUACAGAAAAACAAGAUUCGAUGACUAAAGGAAUUCUUAAACAAGAAAUAAGAGGAAAACACACCAACCACUAUUCAAUUUCCAAUGGCAUAAAAGAAGAUAUUAGAGCCCACAUCAAUUCUAUUCCAAGAAUUCCCAGUCAUUAUUGUAGGUCGCAAACUAAAAAGGAGUAUAUUGAAGGUGGUAAGACUGUGAGAGAUUUAUACAGGGAUUACAAAAAUAUCUGUCAAGAAGAUAAUAAGCCUUACGCAAACUACUUAAUGUAUUAUACUAUUUUCAAUCAACAGUUCAACAUAGCAUUUUUUACUCCUAAGAAGGAUGCAUGUGAAUUAUGUCUUGCGUACACAAAUGCCAACCAGGAGGAAAAAACCCACAUGAAAAAUAAAUACGACACUCAUCUGAAAGAGAAAGAAUUAUCUCGAUCAGAAAAGCAAGCCGAUAAAGUUUCAGAUAAAGUAGUCGCUGUGUACGACCUCCAAGCGAUAUUACCAUGCCCAAUCGUGUUCUUCCAAACCAACGAUAUGUACUGUCAAAAUGACUUUUUGGAACUAUUGUUUGGUUUGAAAGACGAAUAUACUUGUGGAAAUGACCUACAUAACAUCGAUCAUGAUAAUAAUCUCCCAUAUGUUACGAGAUUUGUAGAUUCUGGUAACGAUGAUUCCGACAUUGACUUUUAA
Acanthoscelides obtectus is the source of this 1833-nucleotide messenger RNA. The record is from the annotation of a GenBank genome assembly. Lineage: Eukaryota; Metazoa; Arthropoda; Insecta; Coleoptera; Chrysomelidae.